AUGAGGUUUGGCCAAUUGAAAUUCCUAACAGCCGGGGGCGCCAGGCUCUCGCGGCCGUAUGUCAGCUUCUUUACUCGGCGAACAUACCACCCCUAUGUGCGGGAAGGCCGCUACAUCAAUAGGACCGUGGACCAACUGAUGCAGAUCAAUGAACUCCGUGCAACUGUAAUUCCUAAAAAUUUCAUCACACAUGACAUCCCAAACGGGAACCAAAUCAGGUACAAUAUUUUACGUGAAGAUGGACAACCCACACAUAGCAGCAACAUAGGGAUACCGGAAGAAGCUACCAAAAGAAGUGUCCCCUUUUUCCUCAACGACAAAUUAUUUUACAAGCACAUUGUCCUUAAAUUAAUGAAUAGAGAAAGAAAAAUGAAAACCAUUUCGAUUGAUUUCUUUUACCACUUAAACAAAUUUCAUAUAAACCAUAUAAAUAAUCAUUUUGGACAGAGCCGCUUAAUAUUUACCAAGACCUCUAAAAUAUUUUUCGCUGUGGUGGCUAGUUUUUCCGUCCUCUUAACGUUCUUCCUAGUAGCCUCCUCAAAUUAUCUGGAAUAUAAUAUAAUUUUGAAGUACCACAUAAAAUUCCAUUCUUUGCUGUUUUCUUUUUUCUCCGCUUACUAUUUGGGUUUACAAGUAGGUAGUUACUAUUUGGUCAACAAUCUUCACUACGUGUAUACCUGCCUCUUUUUGCUAGCCUCACUUAUUUCCAUGGGCAUGGCUGAUUAUGACAUAUGGGUCUCCUACUAUUUUUUAAGCUUAAAUUAUUUGGCCUUUAUAAUUAUUAAUUACUGUAAUGUGCGUUUGGGCAUGUUCCCUAGUUGCUUAUUUCAGAAUGUCAAUCGCAUUUUUCUCUUUUCCCUUUUGUCAAACUACCUGGCUGUUAACAAGGGGAAAUAUAUCGAACACAAUAUACAGCGCUUGCGCGAUGAAGAACUUGACGCGCGGCGCUUCAAGCUGUUCAAGGUACUCCCGUAUUUUUUGUGA
This is a messenger RNA of Plasmodium fragile, 984 nucleotides long. RefSeq lists its product as uncharacterized. The coding region runs from base 1 to 984 and encodes 327 amino acids. Lineage: Eukaryota; Apicomplexa; Aconoidasida; Haemosporida; Plasmodiidae. The transcript has a single exon. The record is from RefSeq and is a predicted model, not a curated record.